Molecule: messenger RNA, 1250 nt
Organism: Clupea harengus (Atlantic herring)
Lineage: Eukaryota; Metazoa; Chordata; Actinopteri; Clupeiformes; Clupeidae
Gene: dhrs9
Product: dehydrogenase/reductase 9
Biological process (GO): steroid metabolic process
Cellular component (GO): intracellular membrane-bounded organelle
Molecular function (GO): oxidoreductase activity
Source: RefSeq, a predicted model, not a curated record
ACUUGCAUAGUAGCGAGUAGUGCGAACCGGAAGGCUUUUUAGAUGAAAGUUGCUUUGAAAAGUAAGAGAUCAUAGCCUCCAAGAGGACUUCAAGAAGAGUCUUUGCAUUUCAUCGAUUUGGCCUACAUUGCAAUCUUUGUCUAGUCUACGUGGUUCAGAAAUGUUUUUAUACAUUCUUGGCGGGGUGGCCUUGCUGUUUCUUGUCCGCUGGUUCAGGGAAAGGAAAAGAGUACCUGAUCCAUCUAUGAAAUAUAUCUACAUUACUGGCUGUGACACGGGCUUUGGGAACCUCUUAGCAAAGCAUCUGGACCAGCUGGGGUUCAGAGUUAUUGCAGGCUGCUUCACAGAAAAAGGAGAGGAUGAGUUGAGGAAAGCAACCUCAGAUAGACUGACAACCCUGGCCCUGGAUGUCGGCAAUGUUGACAGCAUCAACAAAGUAGCAGCCAGCAUCAAAGAAAAGGUUGGAGAGAAAGGUCUGUGGGCUGUGGUGAACAAUGCCGGAAUCUCUCUACCCUCUGGCCCCUGUGAUUGGCUCACCAUCAAUGACUACAAGCCUAUGCUAGAGGUCAACCUGUGCGGGGUCAUCGCCGUGACCCUCAGCGUUUUGCCGCUCAUCAAGAAGGCCAAAGGGCGCGUGGUCAACGUGGCCAGUGUGUUUGGCAGGAUCAGUCCUUUUGGAGGCCCUUACUGUGUGUCAAAGUAUGGAGUAGAGGCCUUCAAUGACAGUCUUCGGAGAAAUAUGGCCCCUUUUGGAGUGAAAGUGUUGUGUAUUGAGCCUGGGUUUUUCAAAACAAGCGUGACUGACUCAAGUAUGAUAGAACAGAAUCUGCAUACCUUAUGGGAACGAUUACCCCAAGAUGUUAAGGAUGACUAUGGAAGUGAUUAUAUGAAAAGAGUGGGUGCGAUGUUGAACACAAGGUUUUUGAAGAUGCUGGACAGUGACCUGAUGAAAGUUGUGAGCAGCAUGGAGCAUGCCGUCACUGCUGUGCACCCCCGUACCCGCUACUCGCCAGGCUGGGAUGCCAAGUUCUUCUGGCUGCCACUCUCCUACAUGCCAACCUGCUUCGCAGACUUCCUACUGGCGAAGGAUGCAGUGAAGCCUAAAGACUGUUCUUAAUAGGAAAUUGUUCUGAUGUGAUCAUAUGACUAUUUACUUUAAUCACUUGCAUAUUAAAAAGAUACUUACCGUAGUAUGAAUGGAUAUUUCACCUGGCAUUCUUCAUGUUGGAAUAAAACAUACUUGAACCAUG